CUGCGCCGGCGAGCCGCCGCCGGGCUCCGGCGGGGCGCAGCUGGAGUUCAACCUCACCGAGCUCUUCGCCUGGUGGCUCCGCGCCGGCGACGGGCGGCUGCGGGUGCGGCUGAUGCCCGAGCGCCGCGGCGCCCUCCCGGGCAGCGAGCGCGGGCUGUCGGCGGCCAUCCGCGCCGCCCGCCCCCGCCUCCUCUUCCACGUCUCCGCGGCAGGUCUGACUACUUCGCAUCUCCCAGCAAGCAGCCCUCCUCUUCCUCCUGGUUACUCUGCUUGGAACUUGACCUGGGUCAUGAGAGAUACAUCCCCUUUCUUCUCCCAUAGAGGACGACACAUAUUUGACUGCAAUUUUGAAUCUCCUUGUGAGCUGGAAUAUUCCCUUACCUCAAAAGAUAAGGAAACCCUCAACAACGCAUGGCUCAGACUGAGUGCAGAGGAGAUCUCACAGCUAAACAUCCCAGAUGGGCCAGAGAGAGAUCACUCUGAGAAUACACCUAAAGGUUCAUUUCUGUUUCUCAAUGCAUCAGAGAGGCCAAGCCCUGUCAUCCUGAGCCCUUGGCUGAGAAGCAGCAGUGACCAAUGCAUAGUUCAAGUGGCUGUUUAUAAGUUUUACCAGCAGAGUGGAGAAUAUAUUGCUCGUGUCCUUCCCAUUGACGAAAGCAGAAGUGAAAUCUUAUCAGUGGAAAGUCCAGAGAAACAUGGAUGGGUGUUGCUUCAAAGGAGAGUUGGACAUCUAGAGAAACCAUUUCGGAUCUCACUGGAGUAUGUUGCUAAUGGGAACAAGAGCGUAGCGGCUGUGGAUUCCUUUGCGAUGAAGAACUGCAGUACAGGAUCUGGUUCUGGCUCAAAAAUGGCUCUGGAGGGUUCCUUCAGCUGCUGGAAUGGAACAGCGAUCAGGCUGGGGCAGACAUGUGACUUCAUCAGGGACUGCGCUGAGGGAGAAGAUGAGGGAGAUAUAUGCAAAAAGCUUCCCUCUGGCUUUUACUGUUCGUUUGAAGAAGGGGACUGUGGCUGGAUGCAGGGCUCCUCUGUGUCCCAUCCUUCUCCAUGGCGGAUUGGAAGCCCGGAGCACAACCGUUUUCCUUCAACAGAAGGUUGUGCACUCCUCCUUAACACCAGCAAAGCAUCAGCAGUAGCAAACACUGUCAUGACCAGCACUGCAUUUCCAGCUCCUUUGAGGAACUCCCCCUGUGAGCUACGAAUGUCAUGGCUCAUCCAUGGUGUCUUGCUGGGAAAUAUAUCCCUGGUGCUGGUCGAGAACAAGACAGGAAAAGAACAGAGCCGGACAUUCUGGCAUUCAGAUAACAGCGAAGGUUUGGGAAUAUGGCAGUGGUUGAUGUUACCUCUCCCAGAUAUACUGGAUAGGUUUUGGUUUCAGAUCGUCGCUUCAUGGGAAGAAGGAUCUGAUGCCGUUAUUGCUUUUGACAAUGUCUCCCUUAGUCUGGACUGUUAUUUAACAAUCAGUGGAGAGAAGACACCUCGAGGUACCACUCCAGACUCAAGCAAUUUGCUCACCAGUAGAGGUGGCCAGAAGAAGUUUGGAUGGGAACAAAAGCUUCUGGGAAAUCUCCAGCUCAACACUGCCCCCAUUUCUGGUCCAGCAGAUCACUGGUUAUUCACAACAUGUGGUGCCAGUGGACCCUAUGGCCCCACACAGAGCCAAUGCAAUGAUGCCUACAGAAACUCCAACCUCAGUGUUAUUGUAGGAGCUGAAGGAAUUCUCCAAGGCAUUCAGAUCUGGAGAGUACCAGCAACCAACACAUACAGCAUCUCAGGCUAUGGAGCUGCUGGUGGGAAAGGAGGGAAGAACACCAUGGUGCGGUCCCACGGCGUGUCUGUGCUGGGAAUUUUUGACCUCCAGAAGGAUGAUACUUUGUAUAUCUUGGUGGGACAGCAAGGAGAAGAUGCUUGUCCUAGUACUAAUGAUGUUAUACAGAAAGUCUGCAUUGGAGAGAGCAAUGUGAUCGAAGAAGAGAUACGUGUGAACAGAAGUGUCAAUGAGUGGGCAGGAGGAGGUGGAGGCGGGGGAGGUGCAACUUACAUAUUUAAGAUGGAGAAUGGAGAACCGGUCCCCUUGAUAAUUGCAGCAGGAGGUGGUGGCAGGGCCUACAGGGCCAAAACAGACACAUUUCAUCCAGAAAGGCUGGAGAAUGAUUCCUCUGUUCCAGGGUUGAAUGGAAAUUCAGGAGCUGCAGGUGGUGGAGGUGGCUGGAAUGAUAACACUUCCUUCCUGUGGUCAGGAAAAUCCUUGCUGGAAGGUGGCAAUGCUGCAGUGGACAAUGACCCAGAGAUGGAUGGGGAGGAUGGUGUGUCCUUUAUUAAUCCAAUUGGUACUUUAUACACUCCAGCACUUAAAGUGACAGAGGGGCACGGAGAGGUGGAUAUUAAGCUGCAUCUUAACUGUAGUCACUGUGAGAUGGACGAGUGCCGUGUUGAUCUUGAGACUCAAAAAGUCAUUUGCUUUUGUGAGCCAGGCACAGAGUUGGCUGAGGAUGGUGUGUCUUGCAUAGCUGAGCCAGUGGUUCAUCUCCCUCUCUCCUUGAUCUUGUCUGUAGUGACUUCAGCAUUGGUGGCUGCUCUAAUUUUGGCUUUUUCAGGAAUCAUGAUAGUAUAUCGUCGGAAGCACCAGGAGCUACAAGCCAUGCAGAUGGAGUUACAGAGCCCAGAAUAUAAACUGAGCAAGCUGCGUACCUCCACUAUCAUGACAGACUACAAUCCCAACUACUGCUUUGCAGGAAAGACCACAUCCAUUAGUGACCUCAAAGAGGUGCCUCGAAAAAACAUCUCCCUCAUCCGGGGUUUGGGCCACGGAGCCUUUGGUGAGGUAUAUGAAGGUCAGGUGGCAGGGAUCCCCAGCGACCCCACUCCCUUGCAGGUGGCUGUGAAAACAUUGCCAGAAGUGUGUUCAGAGCAAGAUGAGCUGGACUUCCUCAUGGAAGCUCUCAUUAUUAGCAAGUUCAACCACCAGAAUAUCGUGCGCUGUAUCGGGGUGAGCUUGCAGGCACUGCCCCGUUUCAUCCUGCUAGAGCUCAUGGCUGGAGGUGACCUGAAAUCAUUCCUGAGAGAGACACGGCCUAGACCGAAUCAGCCCUCCUCCCUUUCUAUGCUGGACUUGCUCCAUGUGGCUCGUGACAUUGCUUGUGGGUGUCAGUACCUGGAGGAGAACCACUUCAUUCACAGGGAUAUUGCUGCCAGGAACUGCCUCCUUACCUGUCGAGGGCCUGGGAGAGUGGCUAAAAUCGGAGACUUUGGAAUGGCCCGGGAUAUAUACAGAGCCAGCUACUAUCGGAAGGGUGGGUGUGCAAUGUUGCCUGUCAAAUGGAUGCCUCCUGAGGCUUUCAUGGAAGGGAUAUUUACAUCAAAAACAGACACAUGGUCCUUUGGCGUAUUGCUGUGGGAGAUAUUCUCUUUGGGAUACAUGCCCUACCCUAGCAAAAGUAACCAGGAGGUUCUGGAGUUCGUCACCAAUGGAGGAAGGAUGGAUCCACCUAAAAACUGCCCUGGCCCUGUUUAUCGCAUUAUGACCCAGUGUUGGCAGCACCAGCCUGAAGACCGGCCAAAUUUUGCCAUAAUCCUGGAGAGGAUUGAGUACUGCACUCAGGAUCCAGAUGUCAUCAACACGGCUUUGCCAGUAGAAUAUGGCCCAUCAGCUGAGGAGGAGGAGAAGGUAGCGAUGCGCCCUGAUGAUCCAGAAGGAAUUCCUCCUCUCUUGGUCUCCACACACCAAGACAGAAAGGAUGACAAGCAAACUCUGCCAUCUCCACCACCCCUGCCAUCAGCCAUGACUGCUGGAAAACCUCUAGGGAAAGUGGGAGCCUUGGAACCACCAGUGCCGGGGAAGGUGCAGUCAGCCUCAGCGGGGGGCCAUAUCAACAUGGCCUAUGCCCAGUCCAAUCCCCCUUCUGAGCUGCACAAAAGCCGGGGCUCCAGAAACAAGCCCACCAACCUCUGGAAUCCAACCUACGGUUCCUGGUUUGCGGAGAAGCAGGCCAGCAAAAGCAGUUCUCUGCUGGAGAAGGAGGUGCCCGACAGGGAGAAUUUGGGACAGGAAGGAAACUGUACUGUGGGGCCCAACAUUGUGACUGGCAGGCUGCCAGGCUCCUCCCUGCUAUUAGAGCCAUCUUCCCUAACAGCAAGUGUUAAAGAAGUGCCUCUCUUUAGGCUCCGCCACUUCCCCUGUGGGAAUGUCAACUACGGAUACCAACAGCAGGGCUUACCCUUGGAAGCCUCCACACCACCUUGCGCUAGCAGUUACGAGGACCCCGUCCUUAGAAACAAGAGCCACAUAACCCAGCAAGGGCCGUGAGAGCCCUCUACCCUCUUGACUUUUCCCCUUGUGGCCCCUGAGCCUUGAAGAGAUGUCCUGUUACCCAGUACACCACGAGCAAGGGAUCUGACAGCAUUACCUUCCAUUUUGUGCCAACUUGCUCCAAAAGUGCCACCCUCGAAGCUGUAAUUUCAACUAACCCGAGAGGCUUCACAUCACCGGAGCCCCCAUACAGUAAAAGAAACAAGGGGGAGGGAGGAUACAGGAAACAGAUGUUAACUGCAAGGCCCAGCUGCUGUUGCAUCAACUCAUACGCAUGGUUGUUGUCAUGCCCUUCCUGUGAGCUUUUCUCAGUUGUGCGUUCUCUGCUUAAGUGUAAAGCCGCGACUCACUGCCUUGAGUGUUUCAUGUGUGGGGUUUUCCGUGCCAAACUGGUGGUUGCUGUGGAACACCUGGAGAUCUCCUGCAGCUGGCAGAGGUUGUGGUGGGUUUGGGGAGAGCAUCCUCUAUCCAAACCAAAAAAGUAUACAACAGCGCUGAACAGUGACGUGAUAGCACAUUCCCAAGUUGUGUUCCAGCUACAGUCCGGUCUUCGAAAGUCCUUCAAGGCACAGCGGUUAUGGGGGUGUUGGCAGGGCAAUAGAAAGACACUGGUCAUACUGCAUUGCUUGAAAGAGAGAGGAGAGGAAGCAUAGAGGAUGGGUGUAGAUGCUAUGAGGCAUUCUGGGUUGGGAGGGAGUGGUGUUUGAUGGGGUUUUUGGUUUGUUUUCUUUUUCCUGUGCUUAAGCACUAAAACUGAGUAAAGCCCUUUAAAAUUUCUUCUGUACUACAAAAGUAGAAAUGACCUUCAUCAGGAACUUGUGCGUGUCAAGUGGAACCCAGGUGAAGUUUUAAAGGACCGUGGUCAUGAGAGAAACUUUCACCGUGCCCUGAAAAUGGACAGCCACCUGCAUACCUCACAGGUUUUCAGUAGCCUUUGACAUACCCUGUACAAACAGCAACAUAAAGGCAGAAGACUACAUCGUGCCACAAUCCGGAUGCCAGAUACUGUCUGUAUUGGAAGGGUUUAGAGCCCUUGUUCCUUUAACAAAAUACGUGUAUGAUAGUGGUCUAAAGACAAACACUGCAUUGACUCAUUUUGUACACCUUGUGCAUGAAAAAUAUUCCAGUUAAGUGUAUUGUCAAAACAUAGAUGUAGGAAAUAAUUCAUGUGUAAAGACAUGCAUUAGUAACUUCAACUUAGGGUUGCAAGGAGCUGUUUUACCAUGGACGCUAUCCAAAGAAGGGGUGCCUAUUUCCGUAGAAAUGGGUGUACUGGAGCAUCAGCAAAGGAAUGUGAAGGUGUUCUUUAGUCCAAGACUUCAUUUCAGUGAAGUGACUCUGAAUCUGGCCCUGGAUCCAAACACUGAGUGGAAAAGCGGGAAGCAGUAUGAUCUACAGGAUGUAAAGCACGACUGGGAAAAUCCUGUGCUACCACUCUCAUGCUCUGAAAAUGGCUUAUUUCCAUGUGGAUGUUACCUGUUUCCUAUAGAUGUUAGGUAGGUUUCUGAUUCUGUAAGCUGCUGAGGGUAAACUAAGUUGGGAUGCCUGUUUAUCUACCUUUCCCGUGGCCCCUUCAUCUUCCUUUUUGCUACUGAACCUUGUUUCUCCAUUGUGUGCCUGGAAAUGAAGAGAGGCAAGAAGUUUGGCUGGUUCUGCUUCCUCGAGGAGCAGUGGAAGGAGUGGUGGCAGCGGGAGAGGGACUUUGCUGUAGCGAGGGGAGGUACAGGUACCGCAGGCUGAAAGCACGAGGGCCAAGUCAGCCCUUCGCAGCGGUGUAGUAUCGCGGGUCCAGCGGCUUCCCUCCCCCUGUGUUCACCAAAGGACGCGGGCUCAGCGUGAGAGCAGCUGCAGCACCGCUGGGCGCAGUCAUUCAUACGCUGCACGAUGUAAGAGCUCUGAAACAGGCUAUGAAGGGUUUGAAUUUGCAUGUCUGCUCCUGUUACUGAGCCUAUCUUCUGGGUGACGAGAACCUUGACAUAGGAAUAGCAUAAAACAGCCUUUCACAGCAGCAAAGACAUCACUGUUUGUCUGUCCCAAAGUUAAACCCAUCACAGGAAAAUGUCCAAAUUGUCUGCAUCUGGCUUCUUUUAGUAACAAGCUUCAUUAUAGGAGUGUCUGUCUCAUGUACAGCAGUUUAUGCAACAUUGUUUAUAAAGGAAGGGCCUGUGCACUUCAGGGAUACUAUAAAGAAAAAUACUAAUAUAUGGUCAUUGAGUAUUUUGUAUUGACUAGUGUAUUUGUAUUGUAAACAAGUGUAGUGAACCACAAGGCAUGAAGACAAAUAAAAUGACUGUAGCUGGC
Molecule: messenger RNA, 6607 nt
Organism: Aquila chrysaetos chrysaetos
Lineage: Eukaryota; Metazoa; Chordata; Aves; Accipitriformes; Accipitridae
Gene: ALK
Product: ALK receptor tyrosine kinase
Exons: 30
Coding region: 113-4303 (1396 amino acids)
Biological process (GO): regulation of neuron differentiation; regulation of cell population proliferation; cell surface receptor protein tyrosine kinase signaling pathway
Cellular component (GO): membrane; signaling receptor complex
Molecular function (GO): protein binding; ATP binding; transmembrane receptor protein tyrosine kinase activity
Source: RefSeq, a predicted model, not a curated record